Arctia plantaginis is the source of this 261-nucleotide messenger RNA. The record is from the annotation of a GenBank genome assembly. NCBI's taxonomy places the organism in Eukaryota, Metazoa, Arthropoda, Insecta, Lepidoptera, Erebidae.
AUGAUUCUUGCGACCGUAGUUGAGCCCUGCCAUCGAACACAUGAACAGCUCUUGGUCACCAGGAAUCUAGUUGAUAACUUGCUGCGCUACACUGGACCAGAAGCUGCGGCUGUCAGAUAUGAACUGAAACUGUUCAAACUGCAUAUCUUGCUAAAUCCCGUCAGUUUUAGUCCGUGUCAGUUAUUGACGUUUAAUAGGACUACUUUAGUGGCGGCCGUGUCUACUGUCAUUAGAAAUAUUACUGUUAUGAUGUACUUGUAA